Lachnellula hyalina is the source of this 2685-nucleotide messenger RNA. RefSeq names its product Protein arg-6, mitochondrial (gene arg-6). Gene Ontology annotation, molecular function: L-glutamate N-acetyltransferase activity, acting on acetyl-CoA as donor; NAD binding; arginine binding. Lineage: Eukaryota; Fungi; Ascomycota; Leotiomycetes; Helotiales; Lachnaceae. The transcript is spliced from 2 exons. The record is from RefSeq and is a predicted model, not a curated record. Gene Ontology annotation, cellular component: mitochondrial matrix; mitochondrion; cytoplasm. Gene Ontology annotation, biological process: L-arginine biosynthetic process. Bases 1 to 2685 code for a protein of 894 amino acids.
AUGCUGGCCCUACGAACAACAGCUGGCGCUGUGGCCAGAAGGGCACUCACAGCUGCCAGCCGUCUUCCUACGACCUCUGUCCGUACAUUGCCAAAAGCUGCUGCUUCUCUGGCAUUGAUCUCCAGGCGGGAUUAUUCUGCCCCUGGUUCGGACAACUUUUCGACUCGUUCCACGGUCGUACAACUACUUAGCAAUAUCGGGUCAAAGAGGGAAGUACAACAGUACCUUUCCCACUUUACGUCCGUUUCCUCGCAGCAAUUCGCCGUUAUUAAAGUCGGCGGAGCUAUCAUCACGGAGCAUCUCGAAUCGCUCACCUCUGCCCUCGCAUUCCUCAACCAUGUUGGCCUAUUCCCCGUCGUUGUACACGGUGCUGGACCACAACUGAACAAGCUCUUGGAGGACGCGGGCGUGGAACCUCAGUUCGAAGAAGGGAUCCGGAUUACUGAUGGCAAGACAUUGGCAGUUGCGCGGAAGCUCUUCUUAGAGGAGAACCUGAAAUUGGUUGAGAAAUUGGAAGAAUUAGGAGUUCGCGCUCGCCCAAUUACUUCCGGGGUUUUUGGUGCGGAAUACUUGGACAAGGACAAAUACGAUCUGGUUGGCAGAAUCAACAAGGUCAACAAGGAUCCUAUCGAAGCUGCGAUUAAUGCAGGAUGUCUCCCUAUUUUGACGUCUAUGGCUGAGACCCCAGAGGGCCAGGUACUAAAUGUCAACGCCGAUGUAGCUGCCGGAGAGCUUGCCCGUGCCCUUCAACCAUUGAAGAUUGUGUACCUGUCUGAGAAGGGUGGACUUUUCAAUGCCGACACAAACGAGAAGAUCUCCGCCAUUAAUUUGGAUGAAGAAUACGACUACUUAAUGUCACAAUGGUGGUGUCGAUAUGGUACAAGGUUAAAGAUCAAGGAGAUCAAGGACUUGCUUGAGGGUCUUCCAAGAACUACUAGUGUAGCUAUUAUCCACCCAGCGGAUCUCCAGAAGGAAUUGUUCACCGAUAGCGGUGCUGGAACUCUCAUCCGACGAGGAAACAAGUUGGCUACUGCUACCAACGUUUCACAAUUCGAGGACCUUCAAAAACUUAAGGAUGUGUUGGUCAGGGAUCGUGAGGGUCUUGAUGCAAAAGCUACAGUUGACAGGUAUGUUGAUGGCUUGAAAUCGAGGGAGUUCAAGGCGUACUUUGACGAGCCUAUGGAUGCUCUUGCUAUUGUUCUACCUCCAUCCUCAACUUCACCUCUCGCCAACCUAGCUACAUUCACCAUCACAAAGUCCGGUUGGUUGACGAAUGUUGCGGAUAACGUGUUUGCUUCCAUCCAGAAAGAUCACCCAAAGCUUGUCUGGACUGUCAAGGAAGACGAUGAGAACCUGACUUGGUUCUUCGACAAAGCUGAAGGCAGCCUGUCCAAGGAGGGUGAGGUCAUGUUCUGGUACGGACUUGAGAACGGCGAUGAGGUCAAGCAGCUUAUGACCGAGUUCACUAAGCACGGCCGCUCAAUGCUCGGUGAUGAAAAUUUGGAGGCACGCCUUCACCGGGCUGCUAGGCAAGCGUCUAGAGGUUUGAGUGCUUCGACAAACUCUACGCCACAACGACAGCAAGCAAGAGCUUUCUCAACUAAUGCUCGCCGCCCCGUUGCAAAGACGUCUCGCACCUCAAGACCAAUCGUCUCUUCGUCACGUGGCUAUGCUACUACCACUAACCCCAACCCUCCUUUUGGCACCAAGAACUCCUCCAACACGCAGCCGGCAAAGGUUGCCUUGAUCGGUGCUAGAGGUUACACCGGACAAGCUCUUAUCAGUCUUCUUAACUCCCACCCUCACAUGGACCUCCGUCAUGUAUCAUCUCGUGAGCUCGCUGGUCAAAAGCUCAAAGGUUACGAAAAGCGUGACAUUACUUACGAGAACCUCACCGCCGAAGAUGUACGCCGCAUGGAGGAAAAGGGCGAGAUAGACUGCUGGGUAAUGGCCCUCCCCAAUGGCGUCUGCAAGCCCUUCGUCGACGCCGUCAAUGAAGGCAAAGGUCCCCAAAACAGCGUCAUUGUUGACCUGUCCGCCGACUACCGCUUCGACAAGAACUGGACCUACGGCCUUCCUGAACUAGUCAACCGUUCCGACAUAGCAAAAGCAACGCGCAUCGCCAACCCAGGUUGCUACGCUACCGCAGCCCAAGUCGGCAUCGCACCCCUCGUCCCCUUCCUAGGCGGCCAGCCCACCAUCUUCGGUGUUUCAGGCUAUUCGGGUGCAGGAACCAAGCCCUCCCCUAAAAAUGACGUUGAAAAUCUAACCAACAACAUCAUCCCUUACAGUCUCACAGACCACAUCCACGAGCGUGAAAUCAGCAACCAGCUAGGCGUCGAAGUAGCUUUUGUCCCGCACGUAGCAGUCUGGUUCCAGGGUAUCCACCACACGAUCAGUAUCCCGCUCAAGCAGAGCAUGACGAGUAGAGAUAUUCGUCAACUUUACCAAGAACGUUAUGCGGGCGAGAAACUGAUUAAGGUCUCGGGUGAGCCGCCGAGUGUCAAGGCCAUUAGCGGGAAGCAUGGCGUAGAGGUUGGUGGGUUUGGAGUUCAUAGCAGUGGGAAGCGGGUGGUUGUUUGUGCAACUAUUGAUAAUCUGUUGAAGGGUGCUGCGACACAGUGUUUGCAAAACAUGAACCUCUCCCUCGGAUUCGCAGAAUAUGAAGGGAUUCCGCUCGAUUAG